Messenger RNA from Saimiri boliviensis boliviensis (Bolivian squirrel monkey), 2314 nucleotides. It is a transcript of the gene CDK9, whose product is annotated as cyclin dependent kinase 9. Gene Ontology annotation, molecular function: ATP binding; cyclin-dependent protein serine/threonine kinase activity; RNA polymerase II CTD heptapeptide repeat kinase activity. Gene Ontology annotation, biological process: protein phosphorylation. The record is from RefSeq and is a predicted model, not a curated record. NCBI's taxonomy places the organism in Eukaryota, Metazoa, Chordata, Mammalia, Primates, Cebidae. Gene Ontology annotation, cellular component: nucleus.
GGGGGCGGGCGGAGGAGGAGAGGAGGGCGAGGCCGGGCACCUCCCCCUUUAUAACGCGCCCCCUCCCGGGCUCUCGGGCCGCCUCCUAGUCGGCUCUUCCCGUCUCGCCCCCUCGCCCGGCUGCCCCGGGCCCGGGCCCGGCCAGGGAGCCCCCCAGGCUGCGGCUCGGGGGCCGCCCCCCCGCCCGCCGCCCCGCGCAGCCCGGCGGAGGCGGCGCCGUCGGAGGAGGAGGAGCAGGGCACUGCGGCUGGCCCCGGAUCGGGCGCCAGAGCGGCAGCAGCUUCGGCAGCAGCGGCGGCCCGGGCCAAUGCAGCGGGACGCGCCGCCCCGAGCCCCAGCCCCGGCGCCCCGGCUCCCCGCGCCCCCGAUCGGGGCCGCCGCCAGUAGUGGCGGCGGCGGAGGCGGGGGCAGCGGCGGCGGCGGAGGCGCCUCUGCAGCUCCGGCUCCCCCUGGCCUCUCGGGAACUACAAGUCCCAGGGGGCCUGGCGGCGGGCGGCGGGCGGAAGAGGCGGGGUCGGCGCCGCGGGGCCGGAAGUGGCCGUGGAGGCGGAAGUGGCGCGGCCGCGGAGGGGCCUGGAGCGCGGCGGCGGGACCUGGAGCGGGAGCAGCAGCAGCAGCGGCGGCUGGGGGCGGCGGCGGCGGCGGCGCGCUGGAGGUGGCCAUGGCAAAGCAGUACGACUCGGUUGAGUGCCCCUUUUGUGAUGAAGUUACCAAAUACGAGAAGCUUGCCAAGAUCGGCCAAGGCACCUUUGGGGAGGUGUUUAAGGCCAAGCACCGCAAGACCGGCCAGAAGGUGGCUCUGAAGAAGGUCCUGAUGGAAAAUGAGAAGGAGGGGUUCCCCAUUACAGCCUUGCGGGAGAUCAAGAUCCUUCAGCUUCUAAAACACGAGAAUGUGGUCAACUUGAUUGAGAUUUGUCGAACCAAAGCUUCCCCCUAUAACCGCUGCAAGGGCAGUAUAUACCUGGUGUUCGACUUCUGUGAGCAUGACCUUGCUGGGCUGUUGAGCAAUGUUUUGGUCAAGUUCACGCUGUCUGAGAUCAAGAGGGUGAUGCAGAUGCUGCUUAACGGCCUCUACUACAUCCAUAGGAACAAGAUCCUGCACAGGGACAUGAAGGCUGCUAAUGUGCUUAUCACUCGUGAUGGAGUCCUGAAGCUGGCAGACUUUGGGCUGGCCCGGGCCUUCAGCCUGGCCAAGAACAGCCAGCCCAACCGCUACACCAACCGUGUGGUGACACUCUGGUACCGGCCCCCGGAGCUGUUGCUCGGGGAGCGGGACUACGGCCCCCCCAUUGACCUUUGGGGUGCUGGGUGCAUCAUGGCAGAGAUGUGGACCCGCAGCCCCAUCAUGCAGGGCAACACGGAGCAGCACCAGCUCGCCCUCAUCAGUCAGCUCUGCGGCUCCAUCACUCCUGAGGUGUGGCCAAACGUGGACAAGUAUGAGCUAUAUGAUAAGCUGGAGCUGGUCAAGGGCCAGAAGCGGAAGGUGAAGGACAGGCUGAAGGCCUACGUGCGCGACCCGUAUGCACUGGACCUCAUCGACAAGCUGCUGGUGCUGGACCCUGCCCAGCGCAUCGACAGCGACGAUGCCCUCAACCACGACUUCUUCUGGUCUGACCCCAUGCCGUCCGACCUCAAGGGCAUGCUCUCCACCCACCUGACGUCCAUGUUUGAGUACCUGGCACCGCCGCGCCGGAAGGGCAGCCAGAUCACUCAGCAGUCUACCAACCAGAGCCGCAAUCCCUGCCACCACCAACCAGACGGAGUUUGAGCGUGUCUUCUGAGGGCUGGUGCUUGCCACUAGGGUGGUUGUAUUCUGCUAUGUGACUUGCAUCGUGGAGACGGUGGGGCAUUUGAGUUUCUGUCUCUCAUGCAUAGUUUAUUUAAUCCCCACCCUGGGCUCUGGGAGCAGCCUGUUGAGUGGACUGGAGUGGAGCAUUGGCUGAGAGGCCCGGAGGGCACCAGGGCUCUCCCAUCUUGCUCCCUGGCUUUCUGGAAGGUGCCCAGAGGAUCUCCAUGGGGUGGGAGGAAGGGCUCACCCACCAGUGACUUAGUUUCUAAGAGCUUCCAGCAUGAUGGAAGAGGGGACAGGUCCUUCACCCAUCCCCAGUCCUAUUCUCGGGCUAUGAACUGUGUGUGGGGGCAGGGCUGGCCUCAGGAGUGGGCUCUUUUUGGCCUUGCUCUCAGAAGCUGGGGCUGGCAUAAACUCUUGGUUUCUUCAGCAGGAGAAUUUAUCAUUUUUCUUUUGGUUCCGUUGUUCGGAGACAUUCUUGGACACAGUUUGUUGAGUUAGAAUUAAAAGUGAGGUUUUUUUUUC